Mytilinidion resinicola is the source of this 5030-nucleotide messenger RNA. RefSeq names its product Sec7-domain-containing protein. The transcript is spliced from 7 exons. Gene Ontology annotation, molecular function: guanyl-nucleotide exchange factor activity. NCBI's taxonomy places the organism in Eukaryota, Fungi, Ascomycota, Dothideomycetes, Mytilinidiales, Mytilinidiaceae. Bases 1 to 4719 code for a protein of 1572 amino acids. The record is from RefSeq and is a predicted model, not a curated record. Gene Ontology annotation, biological process: regulation of ARF protein signal transduction.
AUGGCCAACACCAGUGGACAGGACGGCUCUGUAUCCGCCUUAGAGCAUUCAAUCAUGUCUUUCGAAAGACCACCUCCGAUUUCAGUCGCUGUAAAUCCAGUGGCUCUCGUCGUCACAGAAUGUAUUACAGUCACCUCCGCGAUGCGGAAGCACACCCGCUGGGCGCAUUCCUCCGUAUCUGCAAUACUUGGAGGGAGCUCGAACAAGGCGCCAGCCGUUCAUAGACGGGAGAGGUCGGGUCAGGGUAUCGUCAGCCCUUCCGAGCAAGAAGAUGCUGUGGCCAGUCGAUGGGGCUUAAGGGGAAAGAAGGGCAAGAGCAUGCAGGACAAUCCUUUGAUGUCUGCUUUUGCGCGUCUAAGGAAUGACCUCAAAGGCUGUAAAGAUAUUCGAACAUUUGAUACCCCCUCCCUCCUCCACCCUUUCCUACAGGUCAUCCGCUCUUCCUCGACUUCAGCACCUAUCACAUCGCUUGCACUUAUUGCAAUUACUAAAUUCCUCUCAUACAACAUUAUAAGUCGAGACUCGCCGCGACUCUCAGAAGCUAUGCAGCUGCUUGCUUCUGCAAUUACACAUUGCCGAUUCGAAGCCAGCGAUUCUGCCGCGGACGAGAUAGUUCUCCUCAGGAUAUUGAAGCUCAUGGAGGGCAUGAUAUCUGGACCAGGGGGUGCCAUACUCGGUGACGAAAGCAUCUGCGGCAUGAUGGAAUGUGGAUUGAGCAUGUGUUGCCAGGCCAGGCUCUCAGAGCUUCUCCGGAGGUCUGCAGAAAUAUCGAUGGUCUCGAUGUGCCAGGUGAUAUUCGAAAGACUCAAACAUUUGGAAGUCGAGGCCGGAGAGGAGCCUGGAGCGCUGGAGGAAGAUACGAAGGACGACAUGGAUGCUGUCAGAAUGGAGCCUUCUGUGAACGGGACCAGCCUCGCAGUUCCCGCGCCAAACUCAGAGGAAGGUCGGCAGUCGAAUAGUCUGGAAAAGGGCCCACAAGAGGGCGACGAUUCGAUCGUCGACGUCAGUGGUAGUACCCUGGAUUUGACAACAACCGCUGCAGUAGAGGAGGACAAGCCUGUGGAGAUCAAGCCAUAUUCGCUGCCCUCGAUAAGGGAGCUUUUCCGAGUACUUGUCAACCUACUGGAUCCACACGAUCGACAGCACACCGACACAAUGAGAGUAAUGGCCCUGCGGAUAGUGGACGUAGCACUCGAGGUAGCUGGGCCUUCAAUCGCAAACCACCCGAGUUUGGCCAACCUAGCAAAAGAUACCAUGUGCCGACAUCUUUUCCAGCUGGUACGGUCAGAGAACAUGGCUAUCUUGAACGAAUCCCUUCGCGUGGCCGGAACGUUAGUAGCAACCUGCAGAGGCGUCCUGAAGCUACAGCAAGAGUUGUAUCUAUCCUACCUGAUUACUUGCCUGUUUCCUCGAGUAGAGAUACCUUUGGAACCUGGCAUAGAGCCAUCAUUAUACGAAGGUGUCCCGCAAGCUCCGAGUCUAGUAAAGCCUCCUCCCUCUCUAGCCAGCACCAGCGGCCGGUCGACCCCUGUCCCAGUGAAGGACCGACAGCGAUUAGGCCUAGAAGGAGGCUCCAGGAAACCGGACGCAAGAGAGGCAAUGGUGGAAAACUUGGGAGCCUUAGUCCGCAUCCCUUCGUUCAUGGUCGAGCUAUUUGUCAAUUACGAUUGCGAAACAGAUCGUAGCGACCUAUGUAUGGAUAUCGUGGGGCUUCUGUCGAGGAACGCCUUUCCCGAUUCUGCAACUUGGAGCACAGUAAAUGUUCCUCCAUUAUGCCUGGACGCUCUUCUUGGGUACGUCCAGUCCAUCGCAGACCGAUUGGAAGACAAGCCUGAAUCCGAAGGGUAUCCUGAUCCCGCCCAUCUGCGGGAAGAAAGAGCACGCAAGAAGAUCAUCAUCCGUGGAGCAACUAAGUUCAACGAGAACCCAAAGGCCGGAAUCGCAUUCCUUACGUCCCAGGGCAUCAUCAAAGAUCCAAACGAUCCCCGUUGCAUAGCCGAGUUUGUCAAAGGCACCGCUCGCGUGGAUAAGAGGGUGUUGGGAGAAUACAUUUCGAAGAAGUCAAACGAAGCAAUACUCAGUGCUUUCAUCGAUCUUUUCGACUUCACUGGCCAGAGAGCAGAUGAAGCUCUGAGGCAGCUUUUGAAUUCGUUUCGUCUUCCUGGCGAGUCAGCACUGAUUGCGAGAAUCGUUACGGAGUUUUCUGAGCAGUAUUGUGCCAAAACGAUGCCAGAAGGAAUUGCAGACAAAGACGCAAUCUUUGUGCUGACGUACGCAAUUAUCAUGCUGAACACCGAUCAGCAUAACCCCAAUAUGAAGCAGGCCCGGAUGUCCAUUCUAGAUUUUUCAAAGAAUCUCAGGGGAGUCAAUGGCGGGAAAGACUUUGAUCCGGAAUACCUUCAGGACAUCUACGACUCGAUAAAGACCCGUGAAAUUAUCCUUCCUGAGGAGCACGACAAUCGGCAUGCGUAUGAGUACGCCUGGAAAGAGCUACUACUCAAGAUUCACUCUGCUACAGAUCUGGUCAUAUGCGAAACUAACAUAUAUGAUGCAGAUAUGUUUGCUGCAACAUGGAAGCCUAUUGUGGCGACCCUCUCGUAUGUCUUCAUGUCGGCAACAGAUGAUGCUGUGUUCUCUCGCGUCGUUACUGGAUUUGACCAAUGCGCUCAAAUCGCUGCGAAAUAUGGCCUAAGCGACGCCCUGGACCGUAUCAUUUCUUGCUUGUCCUACAUCAGCACACUGGCCCCUGAAGUGCCUCCCAACACUUCCUUGAACACCGAGGUUCAGGUUGACAAGAAGAGCGUCAUGGUCAGUGAGACAGCCGUCAAAUUUGGCCGUGAUGGAAGAGCACAACUUGCCACCGUCGUCCUCUUCCAGGUCAUCAAAGGAAACGAAGCAUCAAUUCGAGACGGCUGGGAUCGACUAAUCCACAUAAUGUUGAAUCUUUUCGUCAAUUCAUUGAUACCCCCGUAUUUCUUGUCUUUCCAAAAGACACUUGCCUUACCGCCUAUCCCUCUACAAAGUCCUGCACAAAUCAUCGAUCGCGCCGAACGGCCAGCCGAUACUGGCAUCUUCUCAGCAUUGACGUCGUACGUGUCAAGCUUCGCAAACGACGAACCUCCAGAGCCGUCCGAUCAGGAAAUAGAGUACACGCUUUGCACCGUUGAUACUGUCAAAGAAUGUCAUUUCGAGGACAUACUCUCCAAUAUCAGCCAGCUUCCGAUUGAGUCACUCAAGUCUUUACUUAUCUCUCUCCUGGAGCAAAUCCCAGAGGAUGGCUCACCUCGAGUAAUCGUUGUGAAGUCAGAUAUCCCGCCGACUACGAACCCAAGGCAGAACGGAAACAAGAACAAGUUCAACCAGCCAGUGUACGAUCCCAGCCUUGUAUUCGUGCUCGAACUGGCCACCGUGCUGGCGUUGCGAGACGAAGAGACUGUCCGCGAGUUGGCGAAAGAUGUUACGGAUGCUUUAGAGAGCGUCAUAAGAGAUGCGGCUAAAUUGCACUCCGUGGUGACAGCAAGAUCUGUUUACUAUCUUUUGAGUCUGCUAAAGGCAAGCAAUGACUUUGAUUUCAUCCGGGCUCCUGUGGUACUUCAUACCUUCUCAAGCUUUGACCCGCAGCUUUUGAAGAAGUGCGCUCAGCCGUUACUUAAAGGCCUUGCAGAUUGUAUCAAAGGUCCAACUGGUCUGCGCAGCGAGAUGGCGAACUCGCCAGACUUCUGGUCCAUCCUCAACACGUUACGCUCGGUCCCUGAGGCAGCUGGGGACGUGUUCCAGAUCGUUGAAGAAUUGGCAAAUUCCACCCACCCGGGAAUCACGGCGGAUAAUUAUGAGGCUGUAAUUACUUUGCUCAACGAGUUCGCAACUGAUGGCCAAGUUGGCGCUCAGCAAGAACAGCGGCGAGACCAAAACGCGAGAAGAGGCAAGCCAGCUAAGCCAAAGAAGCCCGAAACGAAUGAAGCAGUGAUUCGUGGCACUCAGUCGAUGAGCAUUAUCUACCAAAUGUCAAGCCGGGUUCCUAAUUUCAUUAUACAGUCACAUCUCGAACCUAAUGAAGCGUGGACUGCGUACUGGUCGCCCAUUCUGGUGGCGCUCACAAAGCAAUGCCUCAACCCUUGCCGAGAAAUUCGACAACAGGCAUUUGCUUCUCUACAGCGAACGUUGCUGUCUAACGAGCUAGCCUCCCCAGAUCACAAGGAAUGGACGGACAUCUUUGGAGAAGUCCUUUUCCCACUCAUCACGCAGCUACUGAAGCCGGAAAUUUACCAGUCUGAUCCAGUAGGCAUGAGUGAGACGAGAGUCCGAGCUUCGACGCUGCUCUGCAAAGUGUUCCUGCACUAUCUCGUCAUGCUGUCAGACUGGGAUGGGAUGCUCGAUCUGUGGAUCAAGAUCAUUACCAUUAUGGAUAGGCUCAUGAACAGCGGGCAGGGUGACAGUUUGGAGGAGGCUGUUUCGGAAAGCUUGAAGAAUAUUCUAUUAGUCAUGUCGAGCGGUGGUUUCCUGGCUCCGCCGGACCAGAAGCCCGAGCAUGAAGAGUUGUGGAACGAGACGUGGAAGCGUCUGAACAGGUUUUUGCCCAACUUCUUCGCGGAGCUCUUCCCGGAGGAGGCGCAGAAACCGCCGCCAGCAGUAAAGAAACCGGUUGCGGAGGAGAAGCCGGCAGAGGCGGCAGAGCCCGCAGAGGCAGAGGCAGCAGACGAGGAAGCGGCGGCGGAGUGAGUGGAGAGCGCGCCGUUGCCGAAAAAGUGGGCAGGCCGUCAUGCUAAACUUGGCCUUAGCGAACUACACAAACACUUUGUGAUGGUGAGCCGCAGUGGCCAGGAGAAGAGCAUGGGAUAGUUGGGAUCGCUCUCUUUUGGUGUUGUAGCAUAGCAGACUAUUGCCAGUAGUCCAGUGGCGUGGAGCAAAGAUAGGCGCAUUUCAUCGUUGGAAGGGGUAGCGUCUUGGAGUGCGAUUGUUCGACGAUAGCAAAAAGCUGGUGGUCAGGAAGGCCCCGGUGCACAUCAAUAUACCUGCGAGGUUUCUGAAAC